UUUUACUUCCCUUUCCCUUUUGUCGUGAAUAUUUUGAAAAACACACUGCAUUAUUCACUCUUCAACAUGGAGAACACGUUGAUGAUAUUGGUGGUAUUCUGUCUUUCUGUCCGUUCCAUCAGUAAAGGUUUAAUAGAGAUUACAGUGGAACCAUCUGAUGUGGUGGAGGGCGAACCAGUGACACUUACAUGUACUUCUAAUUCAUCUUGGUUUAGAUUUAUCAUAUGGUAUAGAAACGGUACGAGAGUCGCGAUAUGUCAUUAUACUGAUUGUAAAGAGUAUCCUUCUUAUUAUAACACCACGGUUAACCUUGUAAACAAAACAUCUAGUAUUUAUAUACAAAACGUAUCGAAAUCAAGAGAUAGUGGGACUUGGAUAUGUGACGAAAGAAGAUAUGACCUGGGUCAUGCCGAGAUCAAGUUAGAUGUUAAAGAACUUACUGGAAACUUGACAUUAAUUCGUCCAGAAAAUCCAAGAUUUAUUGCUGGUCAGCCCAAAGAUAUAACAUGUAAGACGGAAGUGACGUACCCUACAACCAACAUCACGUGGUACAUAGACACUGCAGAUAAUAGGCUAUAUGAAGAUAUAACAACGGAUAUUGAGGAUGGAGUAUCAACAAGCAGACUAAGACUAACACUGGACAAACAUCUGAAUAAUCACACUCUUUAUUGUUCGGCUUUUAAUGGUUAUGGCGAAGCUCAAACGGAUUUUCUCAAACUUGACGUAACGUAUCAACCAACAAUCCACAUUGUAACAGAAGCAACUUCCAUAACUAUUGCUGAAAAAACUUUCACAGUCAUUGCUGAAGGGGGACAACUCUUAUUGACAUGUUCCGUGCAAGACACCAACCCUCGAGUACCACCACAUGGUUAUACUUGGAGUAGAAAUGGUAUAAAGCUGACAGAUCAAACAUCAGAUAUAUUUAAAGUGGAUUCAACAUCGUCGCACGACAUUGGUAACUAUACUUGUACGGGUAACAAUGGUAUUGGGACAGGUAUAUCAUCACCUGUAAUGGUUUAUGUUAUUCCAUGUGUUUACGAAGAUAAGUCUGGAGUUGUUACUGGACUCGCCGUGGGUUUGACUUUGUUUAUGGUAUUGUCCAUUGUACUCUCCUUACUGGUCGCAUAUCUGAUAUUAACCAAUAGAAGGUCAACAACCAAAACUAACGAAUCCGAGGCAAUAAGCAGAAUCACACCUGUAACCGCUCCCAAUAAUAUAAUUAACGAAAGUUCAAAUUAUGAAGGAUUAGAGCUGGAUACCAGAGAUGACAAUCAGUAUACAAGUAUUAAUGUUGUCUCGGUUCCAGACUCGUCUCCUGAACGAGUACAAGAAUACGAUAACCAAGCUUCCGAUACUGCCGCUACCAAGGGAGAUAACUCACUUUAUGAGAACAUGGAGAGAACACAAGACUCAACGGAAUAAGAAUCAACAUUUGUCCUGAAACAGCAACCACACAUAAAUAGUUUAACUGUCUAAAGCAUAGAUGUAUAUUUUGGUGUUGGUGUAAAUUGUAAUACUAAUUAUAUUAAGUAAACCAAAGCGGAAAAUUAUAUACAUGUAUGCCGAGUGGAAUGGGUGGGUUUACUGUACAAUCGCAAAAGAGAGUGGAAUAUCACGUAGAAUUAUAAUGUUUCGCCUUUAUAGAAAACCUUUUAAAUAACAACCUCUGUUGUUGAGGUGUAACAAUAGCCCAUGGAAUUUGACCCUCGCGUACUAUAUAUACGUCACAUAUCAGUACCUUAUAAAAGUACUGGAUUUUAUUAUUAAUAGAUUAUUUUAAUUUAUGCAUAGUCGAACAACGUAGCCGUACUUUAAUCGGAUCUAAAUUAUUAGAACGUAUACGAAAACUGAUUCAGGACAAGUCACGCAAUCAAUUUUAUAUUUGGUACGUAGUUCAUUGAUUGUUUUAAUGUAAAUACCUAAGUAUUAGUUAUCUUUGUUGUAAAUUGGCUUUCAAAUGUGUGAUCAGACCUGAUUUCAUUUUUUUAAAAGUAACGUCCCCUUAUUUACUCUUUAAGGUCUUAAGGACCUCUUAAAGAUGCAUGCUGUAAGAGCUAAAUCGGCCUAUUACCUGUCUUUAUUCUGGCUUAAAAAGUUAUAUAAAAUAUUAUUCAGACUUUUACUCACAUGGAAAGCCUAUAAUCAACUCUUUAGGCUAUCGGGUGGUGGAGAAGUAAACGGAUUAAACCACGGUAGCCUUUAAUGAUUUAAUUUGAAAACGGUGAAUCGAGGCUAAGUCUCGAAUAACAUGUACCGUUGUUACUAUAAUAAACAAUAAAUGCCACAUCUUGUCAAAACUUGAAACAGUGAUAACUUCACUCAGAAUUAAGUAAUUUGAAUGAAACUUUCAAUAUAUUCAUUUUACAUUAUCUAUUUUUGAAGUAUUAUAGCGAGAACUGCAGCUCUUUAUCUAAAUCUUACAGAAUGCAUCUUUAAAGCAAGGACACUUUAAUUAUAGGUGUUUUUUUUAUUUUUAUUUUUAUUAUAGGCAUGUUUUUUUAUUUUUAUUUUUAUUAUAGGCAUGUUUUUUUUAUGUAAAUACCUUAAUUAAAUCAACCUGUCCAUAAUGUCAUGUAAAAUGUAUUGGACGUUAAAUUUGUAAUAAACAACAACCUGA
Molecule: messenger RNA, 2617 nt
Organism: Patella vulgata (common limpet)
Lineage: Eukaryota; Metazoa; Mollusca; Gastropoda; Patellidae
Product: nectin-4
Exons: 8
Coding region: 67-1422 (451 amino acids)
Biological process (GO): cell-cell adhesion
Cellular component (GO): cell-cell junction
Molecular function (GO): cell adhesion molecule binding
Source: RefSeq, a predicted model, not a curated record